Molecule: messenger RNA, 3133 nt
Organism: Opisthorchis viverrini
Lineage: Eukaryota; Metazoa; Platyhelminthes; Trematoda; Opisthorchiida; Opisthorchiidae
Exons: 20
Coding region: 1-2928 (975 amino acids)
Molecular function (GO): protein binding; nucleic acid binding
Source: RefSeq, a predicted model, not a curated record
AUGCGUUUGUUGUUUUAUCGUGCUCCCAAAAUUUUGCCGCGGGCGACAUUCGGCGCCAAGCUGGAACACCUUUUAUCCUCUCGAGCAGAAGUGAUCAGCCGGAUGCACCGCCCACCACCGGCUGAAGGCAAUGAUCUGGAGCGAUUGUUAGGCCUUCCCCCGAAUCCAAGUCCAGCGUCGUCAACUCCACCAGCUAAUGUACCUAUUUGGCCGGAUGAACAAUCUGCGGCAUUUUGUGCGGUCACACCACCUAUAGAAACCUUCAUGGAAGUCCCUGACGAGAUCAGGCGUGAGCAGUUCUUUAACACUGCACGGCGGGAUGACAUACUUGUUGGUCUGGUCACUGUGAUUCAGGAUUCCGGUUUAGUUGUUACGAUCUUGGCUUAUGACCAAGGGCCCAGACGAGAUUUCGAUGGUCUCAAACUCACCGGCUUUUGUCCUUUGCGUCAGUUGCCUCGGUACAACGCGCACGGGAAUGCGUUGGACUCAUUCCAAAUUGGCGAUAAAGUUCGAGCUUUCAUCCUUGAUGUGCAUGCUACCGGACGCCUGAUAUUGAGCAUGAACUCAAAGAUGUUGAGUCGUGAUUUAUAUGGGGAUAUCAAAUUGGGUCUAAUCACAGAUGAUGAUCUGCCUCUGCACUACAAAAAGUUGCAAAAUUUAGAUGGAAAAUCCUACGAGGCGUACCUGGAAUCCACCCCGCAAUUUCGAAACCCGGAUGGUUUGCAGGUUCUGUGUGCCCGCAUGGGAAUACCUCGCUCCUCUGCGUGCAGCUUGUUGACUUGUUUCAAUAAGAUUCGGUUACCGAAAUCCGAAAUGGCAUGCGAGUUGAGACGGACGCAAUUGUUGAACUUCUCAAUGAAGCACGUUGCGCAAGGUGUGAAGUAUUUCAAAGAGGGAAGAAACACUGAAGCCCUCCAGUGUUACAAUUUCGCCAUCGAGGUAGAACCUACAAAUCCUGAUGCGUACGUCGCAAGGGGCGCACUGUAUGCCUCUAUUGGUACGUACUCGAAGGCCAUAGACGACCUAGAGAAAAGUCUCGAGAUUCAGGCGAACCACGCGAAUGCGAGAAACUAUUUGGGUCAGACGUUGGUCGCCUAUGCUGGAGAAAUCAGUCGAAAAGAUCCAACCAAAGCGGAACAAAUGUUGCACCGAGCACUGAAGCUAGAUCCGGACAACGUGGAGGCACGUGAUGCCCUCAAGGAACUCCCUGCCACUGCCCCUCUUGGUGUGCAUGGUGAUACGAGUCUGCGGUCAUGGUCGAAAACCCCCUCUCCUCGGAGCUCACGUGGGAACGCUCCGAGUCUAAAGCGAAGUCCUCUAUCUCCGGGCGGACCUCGUUCAGGAGGUGGUUAUGCCUCUCAUAUGGAACGCAGCCGUGCUGCUUUGGAGCAGUUAGUUGAGGAAGACCGUACGCGUCGCGCAGCCAAGGAAGCAACUCGGCACGGUCAAGGUACUGAUCAGAGCCCACUUGGCUUUUACUCUCCCGGUCGUGGAAAUGACAGGAGACGAAAUACCGAUUUCCGUGAUGACAUGAAAUCCGGCAGUCAUACGGAAAAAAACAAUAUGGAUCACCGUGGUGAUUUACCGAAGAUUGUGAUUACACGCAAUCGGUCUGGUCGCAUUAUUCGAUGCAGAGACGAUGAUGAUAUGGGUGAUGGAGAUCGUGGUCGGCAAGAUGGAGGAUGGAAGCGAGCACAUGAUGAUGAUGCUUACGAUCGUUCCAAACGGGGACGUUUGGAACCCGAAGGAGAUCAUCGUGGCACCCGCCGAGUUUUCACACCUCCACAAAAUGCUCGUCCGGGUGAAUACGGCUCUCUAACAGUGCACGAAAAUGAAAACGACCUGCCUAUGACCUCUAAAAGUUUACAGGAACGUGUUCAAGCUCGUCUUCGUGCAAUUGAACGUCGACAUCAGUUAGAAGAUGGUUCCUGUCCACCAGAGACAGAUUUGGUGCCUGGGCCUGAGAAGGUCAAAGAAGGAUCGUUCAAUGCGCAUGAAGAGUUUGCCCCUGGUGACUCUCCUCGCGGUGGAUUCCAAGGUCAUUGGCGGGGUGGUGGUUCAGGUCCCAUAAACUUCGAUCGUCGCGGAGGAUUUCAUCGACCCGAUUACUACGGUGGUCGUGGUGGCGGAGGAUACUUUGGUCGUGGACGUGGACGCGCAGCCCCCCGAUGGCGCGGGCAGUGGGAUGACUAUCGUGGUCGAAGACCCAACUGGUAUCCGAACCGGUUUGAUGAUCGUCGACGGGAUGGUCCACCAGGAGGUGGUAGCUAUGAUCGACGUAGACGGCGGCAUGGUUCAACCGAACGCUCCCCUCGUUCUUCCCGUUCUCGUUCCAAUUCUCGGUCACGUUCUCGCGUGUCACGGAGCAGGUCUCGGUCCCUUUCCAGAGGUGUGCGCUCAUCUUCAGGCUCCCGAUCUCCUGUACGCCCUGGUAAUCGGGGGAGGGUAAUUUCUCGUGCACGCAUAAAGACCCCGCCUCUCGCUCCACUGACCAACGCGAAGCGCGCUGAUUCGGACGAUAACUUAGCAGAACUAGAUCAGUUUGUCGCACAGUUGAAGGCCAAACGACAAAUGGAGCAACAGUUUCAACACCAACAGCAGCAGUAUCUCGCGCAGUUCCAAGAACAACCAUUGCCUGCUUAUCCAGGCCCACAACAACCACCGGAUGAAGAUUCCUCGCAGGCAGCUGAUCAAGGCUACCAAGAAGCGAACUAUGGCCAUCCUGAACAAGAAACGAAUGACACUGAUGCUGCAGACCAUGCUGGUUAUAGUGCCGGUGACUCUGGCGAAACAGACGAUCAGGAACCCCCUGAACCGGACUCGCCGGUUGACCGAGAUGAACCAGGCGAAGCUGUUGACUCCGCUGCUAAUGCCGAUGCUCUAUCUAGUCCUGGCAACGGUUUGGUCUCUGAGUCUGUUGCUUCGUAAAUUUCCCUCUCAUCUUCGUCCACUGCAUUCGACCGCGCCAGCGCACUUAAUUACAUAUGCAAAUACCAGUUCUUGUGUGCUGUCCUCAUGCCGAUGACCCCCAAGCCCCGUUUUGAACUUUAGUUUUCCAACUGUUUCUCCCUGUUUCGAUUAUUCCUCCCCUGCACCAUAUUCGUUCAAUAUCAUGUGCGUAUUCUACACGGAC